GAGACGUCGCUUGAAGGCUCGUCUCCGACACAUAUACACGCCAAGCCAAAAGUGGCAAAGUGGCGAAAGACGCAUCGGGUGAUGAACGGUGAGGGAUAACUGGACAGGGCAGUGUCCACACGGACGGCAUGACGAGGAGUAGGAGUCAGUCCCAUGGCAAGGCUAUCAGCGUGUGAGCCGAGCCAUCAUCCGUCUCCUCGUAGCAUAUCUGGUUUUGAGUCCUCAAGAGCAAUCGCUUCUUAUUGCACAUAUCCUACCACCUACAUCACGGUACAUUUGCACGACAGCUCAUCGGGCAUCAGGGCACCUCCAGCAAGGUCGUUACGCAGAGAUGAAAGGACGCAAGUUCUCUUGAAGCUCCUUCGAGACCAGCUCUGUCAGCUCCAUGGCCGCGCUAGAGCCUACCGCUUCGUCCUCCUCCUCUUCUUCUUCUUCAUCGGACGAACCGAUCCUCAUCAGUCGACCGAAUAUGGCCAGUAUGAGGCCUUUUGCGAGUGCUAGAGCAGCCAUACGAAGUGUUUCUGCUGCCUCUGCCUCCCGAGCUACCGGCAUCUCGCCCAAAAAAGGAAAGACCGUAGCUGCUCCUAUCGCGGAUGGAUCGGAUGAUGAGCCGAUCUUCUUAGGCGGGACAGCAGCUACCAACUUGGCAAACAAAUUUGCUUUCCGUUCAUUGUCGACAACGUCAAGGGUAGCUGGGAAAUCAGCGCCUGAGAAUUCGGCUUUGCCGCCUUCAGCCUCCACAGAGAGCUCGACAAAGAGAUUGGUCUUGCGAGCGCCAUCACCCACGAAAGAACCUUUACCUGUUCCCUCGUGGUUGGGCAAGACUGCGGUCUUGCUAAAAGUCCGGGAUUGUCCGUUGUGUACAAAGGAGUUUAAAAAGUCUGACAGUGGAGCAGCGCGGUGGAGACACAUAUCGACCUGCCUUCCACCACUGUAUCGACCCCCCAACGCCCCUCCUGAUCUCCCUCGGCUCAUACAUGACGUUCUACACAACGUUGAUGGUAUACGCGAUACACCGUCAUUGCUCGAUCUACAUGUCAACGCUUUGCCUGAAAAUGUCGAUGACAGGAGGAUCAUACCUGGUGAAAACGUCACCAUCUCCUCCUUACCGGGAUGGGGUAACCCCACAAAGGCCACGAAAGCAAAAUCCAAGACAAAGAAUGGACCAAGCUUGGGUCUCAACAUCACCACUGUACAAGCUGCUCAGGAUCGUGGAGAUGGGUGGGACGACCAAGUGGGAGACCGCGUGAAAGAACUCAUUGGGCUAUCGAGCCCCUCCUCAACAACAGGGCAGCCAGAGGAUCCUACGCCGACUCCUGCUUUCUCCAGUCAAUUCCCCUCCACUCAGCCGAUGGGCGAGUCAUCUCUCGCAGCUAGAUACCGCCGGUCUCCGUCGUCAAACCUUGAUUCUGCUUCUGACGCUGGCUCUUCCCUCGCGUCUGCAGACGAUAUCGCACCCAGCUCAUCUCCGAAAGACUGGAUCUCCUCCCUCGACAUUACGAACGACGAUCAACCCUCUCUACCGCCUUCAGCUCAAAAGCGUACUCGAUCGCCCUCGGCAGACUCUGCUGGAUCUCCGACCAUCAGCCCUUUCAAUGGAGGAGAGGUACGCAGGCCGAAGGGUAUCUCUCCGAGAAAGUCAAUUCGGCGGAGCAAGAGUUUAGACAAGGAGGGAGAUACGGAAACUGGGGAUCAGCCAAACGAAUCAGGAUCUAAGUCGAGAAAGGCACGGAUAACGCGGAAAAAGGCUGGGACGGUCGAGUCGUCAAUGAAGGAAUCAAGCGGCUCUGGGAGUGAUGAAGAGAUAGAGGUCGUCGAAUAUCGCACUUCGGAGCCCGUCAUCGCUUCAUCACCUAUCACCGUAGUGUCGCCUUCUUCUACGGUGUCUGUAAAUAGCACCUCGCCUCUUGCUCGGAAGGCUGGUACUCGGUUGCGGGAUGUAGACUCUGCUACACCGACGCCCAAGACACCGCGAGUUCGCAAAUCGACAACCAAAUCUGCCCCUCUGAACGUCAUCGCCUCGCCGAUAUCGUCAGACGAGCCGGCCACGGUCAAGAAGACCUCUCGGAAAGCCAGAUCACCCAGUUCCGACGUAUCCAUCACGCCCAUUGUCGACAAAGGCAAAGGGAGAGCGGCAUCGAAAUCGGCCUCAAAGAGCCCGCGUCGAGCCACAGCCACUCGCGUCGAGGCUGCAUGUGGUGCCUACACUGUCUUUGACGAGUCUGCCACCUCGUCCUCGGUCGACAGUGCUUCGGAUAUGGUCGGCUCUGAGGACGAUUGGGGAGCAGACGCGAUACUCGAGUUCGACCCUGACAUCCCAGCCCUCUUUCCCGCUGAAGGCAACGGCUUUGAUGUAGAACGAGUCAGCGGUGGAAAUGCGAGUGAUCAUUCCUCAACCAGCGAGACUAUGCCAGACUUCAAAAAGUGGAAGCUGAAGGAGCUCAAAGCCCUUGUCGAGUCUUAUGGAUACAAAAUAUUCAACAAGAAAGACACUCUUGUUCGCGUUGCUGAGGACUGCUGGACUGCUAUCCAUCAUCCGGGAUCCUCGCCGACCGCCAAAGCGCGUCAUAGACGGAUCAUGACGCAUUUGUCCGAGUCGGGGGAAUCUGCCGAAUCGUCUGAGGAUAUCCCAUUGGCGAUGGUUCAAGGAAAGUCCUCGAGAUCUAAAAGGUCCGGCGGGACCACUGUCAGGAGAAAAAGGGCUGAGAGCUCGACGAAUGUUCCAGAGAUCACGCCACAGGAUCGGGCGCGAGCUUUGAUUUAUCCCAUGUUCGUUGAGAAGGAUCUGGAAAAGGCGUUCAAAACGAUGAUCUUGGAGGACGAAGAGAUGUACGUGAGGAUACUGAGAUACGAGCCCAUGAGCUUUGACGAACUCGUCGCGAAGGCUAUUCGGAGAGGGAUCGAAGCGGUCGGGUGGAAAGGUCAAUUGGCGAGAUUUCUUGAUUUACAGGGUAUAACUUACUUUACUGGCGAUCCUCAGGGAGCGAGGAGACGUCGAUGAACCUCUGUACAUGAUCAAAGAUAGACAUCAUCUGUACAGUGGAUGCCUGAUGAAACGCUGUGCCACAUUCGUCACUCGUUUCAGUAUUCUG
Kockovaella imperatae is the source of this 3092-nucleotide messenger RNA. RefSeq lists its product as hypothetical. Bases 386 to 3001 code for a protein of 871 amino acids. Gene Ontology annotation, biological process: DNA repair; DNA replication. Gene Ontology annotation, cellular component: Slx1-Slx4 complex; nucleus. Lineage: Eukaryota; Fungi; Basidiomycota; Tremellomycetes; Tremellales; Cuniculitremaceae. The transcript has 7 exons. The record is from RefSeq and is a predicted model, not a curated record.